UAUCGUUUCGUUUCGUUUCGUUGCGUUGCGUUUUGCGUAAUUACCUGACACGAAAUGUUACCAAGGAAUUAUAAAAACACAAAAAUAUGAAUUUAAUAAUAAUAAAUAUUUAGGAUAUUCUGCGUUAAAAAUAAAAAAAGAAAAAGAAUAAUUCGAAAUAAAUAUUUGCAAUAUACGCACGAUUGUAAUUUUACUGUACGUCAGAGAUCAAUUCUCACCAAUAGACUUUUAUAAUAACGUACAAGAGAGGCAGAGUAUAUAUCUUUCGUUCGUUCGCUUAUCGUCGCGUAUGUUGCUUUGCUAAGAAGACGUUUCUUAUACGUUCGAAAAAUCUUUCGGUUAAUCGUUCAAGGAGCUUUGAUUGUGCACUCGCAUGAGUUAAGUUGUCAUACAAAAUUAUGGAGGACGAGAAGAAUGUAAAAUUGAAUCAUCGAAAAAAUGCAACAAUGAACGGUUAUUUGGAAAUUUCCGAUUCUCGAGUUAACGAAGACAAAAAGAAAAAGAUGAUGAAUGAAGCAAUAGCUGCUGAAAUACGAACACGAAUGCAGGAAAUUUCGGAGGACAUUGUUGAUCAUGUUAAUGUACGCGUUAACUAUAUGGUAUCGGAGGUAUUUAACAAAUUUGACAAAUCACUACAAAAUUCGAAUGAUUUGAAUAAUAAAUACUACGAUAAAAGAAAAUUGUCUAAAGAAAGUAUUUUACCGGAGAAACAAUUUUUAGAAAGAAAUUCAUUACUUACUGAUCUUUUUAAUACCAAUGAGCAUAUAAGAACAGUAUAUAAUAUAUUUCUAACGAUUUUAAUAUUACUUUUUAUAAAUACUAUUACAUACGACAUCGCGGAUGGUGGAUCGGGUGGGAAUAUUUUUAGAAUAAAUGCUGGAAUUAAUACCAUUAUAUAUUCUUUUGGAAAAUUAUCAAGCGUCCUCUACAUUUGGAUUUUAAUGAAAUUAAGCACGUUUGGAAUUUACAUUCCUGUCUACAUCUGGUCGCACAAACGUCUCGAUUUCUUGCCUUCAUCGUUUGCUUUGAAAGUAUGGGACUACGGAUGGCUUGCGGGAUAUGUGUUAUAUCUGAUUAUUUUCAUCAUCCUACCGAGUAAAGCUGUUGUAGACGAAUUGCUACCAGUCGCUUCAAGCACUAUAAUACUUUUAGAACAGGUUCGUAUGCUAAUGAAAUCUUACGCUUUCAUAAGAAGUACAACGCCACAAUUUCUUAAAUACAAAAUCCACGCGGAUAUGACAAAACCAAAACUACCGGAUUUUUCCAAAUAUUUAUAUUUCUUAUUCGCUCCAACGUUAAUCUACAGAGAUCAUUAUCCAAGGACAAGAUGUAUUAGAUGGAAAUUUGUUCUCUGGAAUUAUUUAGAAAUUUUAUUGAUUAUAUUUUACAUAGCCUUCCUAUACGAACGUUUUUUUAUGCCAAUGUAUAUAAAACAUGGAACGAAACCUAUAAAAAAGGAAGAACUGUUAGCCAAUAUAAUUAACACAUCCUUGCCUGGGAUUCUUUUCUUCCUUUGUGGAUUUUAUUGUCUUUUACAUGCUUGGUUAAAUGCUAGCGCUGAAAUACUACGUUUUGCCGAUCGAAUGUUUUACAAAGACUGGUGGAACUCAUCUUCUUAUAGCGUUUAUUAUAGGACCUGGAAUGUGGUUGUACACGAUUGGCUUUACGCUUACGUAUACAAAGAUGUGUUUGAAAUUUUAACGAACCAAAAUAGAAUCAUUGCAACUUCCUCCGUAUUUGUUUUAUCCGUAUUAGUUCACGAAUAUAUAUUGUAUUUUGUUUUUAAAUUUUUCUGCCCAGCAAUAUUAUUUAUGUUUGGUUUUGUUGGCUUUCCUUUAACAUUUAUCACACGAAAAGUAGGCAAUAUAUUUUUAUGGUUUUCCCUAAUCUUGGGUAAUGGUAUAAUAUGCAGUAUGUAUGCUGUAGAAUUUUUUGGAAGAAAAAACUGUGUUUCGAAUCCUGAUAAAUUCUUAGAUUUUAUUUUACCGAAAAUAUUGUAUUGCAAUCCUAGAUCUGAAUGAAUAAUAAAUUAAAUAAAGAA
Messenger RNA from Polistes canadensis, 2041 nucleotides. RefSeq names its product sterol O-acyltransferase 1. Bases 399 to 2021 code for a protein of 540 amino acids. Gene Ontology annotation, biological process: cholesterol metabolic process. Gene Ontology annotation, cellular component: endoplasmic reticulum membrane. NCBI's taxonomy places the organism in Eukaryota, Metazoa, Arthropoda, Insecta, Hymenoptera, Vespidae. The transcript is spliced from 9 exons. The record is from RefSeq and is a predicted model, not a curated record.